This is a messenger RNA of Oryza sativa Japonica Group (Japanese rice), 306 nucleotides long. The record is from RefSeq and is a predicted model, not a curated record. NCBI's taxonomy places the organism in Eukaryota, Viridiplantae, Streptophyta, Magnoliopsida, Poales, Poaceae.
AUGGAGGGAGGCGGCGGGGGUGGAGGGGGCCGGCGGAGGCAUGGACGAAGGGGUUCGACGGCGGCGCGGGUGGAGGGGGCCGUUGGCGGCGCGGGGCGGAGGGCGUCGGUGAUGGCGCCUACGAGCGACAACGACGACUACCGCGCCACGACGACGACUACCGCCGGCCACGUCGCUUCCCCUCUCCGCGACCCCUCCUCUCCCAGAUCCGGCGGCGCCUCAGCGGGGAGGGCCGGUGGCGGCAGCGGUUCGGCGGGGAGGUCCGGUGGCAGCUCGGCGAGGCUCGGCGACGAGGGUCAGCGCUGA